Molecule: messenger RNA, 1797 nt
Organism: Belonocnema kinseyi
Lineage: Eukaryota; Metazoa; Arthropoda; Insecta; Hymenoptera; Cynipidae
Exons: 4
Coding region: 863-1336 (157 amino acids)
Source: RefSeq, a predicted model, not a curated record
CAUGAGUGUGCAACAGUCCUCGGAAUUAACCUCCCAGCACCUCGUGGUGACGAGUCUGAGGGAGACUUUCUCCGUAGAUUACAAGCUCAUUCAUCAGCAAAAGACAAAAUUAUGAAGACAACGACCGUGGCAUUGCGUCACAGGGGGAUUCUGAAAAUGAGGAAGCACCCAUUAUACAGGAAAACGAAGAAAAUGGGGAAACUGCAAUUUUACAAACAAAUAAAGAAAACGUCGAAUUAGGCGACGAAAUCCUCGAAGCCUUGGGCGACGACCCCGAAAAAUGCCUUAGGGCAAAGGUGGUCAUCCACCCUACCUUAAUGAAGAGGUAGAUGGCUAUCAAAGAAAAAGGCCUCGACCAAGAGCUCGCAGAACAAUUUUUGAAAAAGUACCCGGAGUCCGGCAUAUUGGAAACACCAGCCUACAAUACAGAAAUUAAAUUUACCCUCUCUGAAUCGGGACAAAAGAGAGAUGAAUAUUUCAUGGAAUACCAGAAAAGACUGACUUCCGUGGUAGUCGCCUUAGGUACCGCACUCUCCACCGUGUUGAAUAACCCCACGGGUGAUUUCGAUGUGCGGGAAGUCAUCGAGCCGUUUAGUGACGCCGGGAGGUUAAUGGUGGGACUACAUCACCAACUUACGGAAGCCAGGAUUGCGUUUAUUCAACCAGGCCUUACCAAACCCGUCAAGAAUGUCAUCAAAGAGAAUAAAACUGGGAAAUUCCUAUUUGGCGAGAAACUGUCCGAGCAGUUCAAAGAGGUCAGGUCGAUGGAAAAGAUGGCCCAACCUCUGAGGAAGCCCCCUAUGAAUAAGUUCAAGACAUACAAGUGGCCUGCGAGACAGAUGAAUUUAAACUGCCAAAGCCAAUGCCAAAAAGGCAACAACUAGCACUCGCAAUCGAGAGGACAAGCGAGACUACAACCAUCGAGAGGAGGGUACUCGAACCGAGUUUACUAUCACGAACUUCAACCCUACUAGAGUCAAACCAAGAGGGGAACUCCCAACAAGAAGUAUUAAAUGACAGAACAUACCCUGAGAGCGCGUCUUUCUCUAAUAUCAGGGAUCGUCUCAGGACGGCAUUUAGACUGAAAGGUAACCCGGUGGAAUCAUUAGAUUUGAUGAUUACAUCACUAGCCAGCUCAACGUUGAAACAAUAUGAAGUAGGCUUUAAAACAAUGGUGAGGCUUCUGUCAAAAGAAGGGAACCGACCCUUACGACGUAAGUUACAAAAUCCUUAUGGAUUUUCUUUGCGAAAAGUUCAGAGAAGGAUCAUCGUACAGCUCAGUAAACUCGUUUCGAUCAGCCAUCUCACUCAUUUCAACAGGUAUAUAUCGCAGUGACCAAAGAAGUGCGUAAUACAGAUAGUUUAUUCCUAAGUGUACGACGUCCUCAUAACGCAGUUGGGGCCCAAACUUUAAGCAAAUGGUUAAAAUCAGUACUGGUUCAAUGUAACAUAGACAGCAAUAUUUUUUCUUCGUAUUCGACGAGACAAGCGGCAACGUCUGCAGCUUACAGAGAAGGUCUAGAUAUUGCGUCUAUUUGUAAGGCAGUAUCUUGGUCAGGAAGGUCUCAAACUUUUGCGAAACAUUAUAAUAGGCCAUUGAAACCAGCUAUUAAUGCAUUCGCCAACGCGGUUUUAAAUAAUUAAAAUAAAUAAAAUAAUUCGUUCCUAUUAUGUAAUAAGAAAGAAGAAGGAUGUCGAUUUUGAAUAAAAUAGUAUUUUUGUUCGCUGAAAUUUCUGGUGACUCUAAACAUCUACAAGUUAUAAUCUCGAGAACGAGGUUCUUCGUAUAAUUACGAU